Medioppia subpectinata is the source of this 1190-nucleotide messenger RNA. The record is from the annotation of a GenBank genome assembly. Lineage: Eukaryota; Metazoa; Arthropoda; Arachnida; Sarcoptiformes; Oppiidae.
AUGUUGUGCAAAACACUUGCAUUCGUAGCACUCGUUCAUACCAUAAGUGCCGCCGUAUCGGAAGCUCCGGUAGAUUUUAGCGAUCAUAAAAUUGUUAAAAUAUAUCCCAAAUAUGACACAGAUUUGCAACAAUUACAUCGACUCCAGCGUAUAUUUAGUUCAAAUGUGGACUUUUUCGCUGAUCCCACGCCAGACAUGAGUCCCUUCACGGCUCUCGUCGGACCCGACGGCCGAUUUCUACAGGCGUUGAACGCGUCGGACAUCUCAUACGAAGUGGUCGUCAAUAGCUUCCAGUCAGUGAUUGAUAGGGAACGGGAGGCCAACACUAGACCGUCGAGUCAAGUGGGCUUUGAUUACGACAACAAAUACAAUACAUACGAAGAUAUCACGACUGAACUGAAGAGGAUUGGAUCCGCAGGAAUACACGCGAGAGAAUGGGUGGCAGUGGCCGCCUGUUUAUGGGUAACAAAUCAAUUGGUGACCACAACUACUUAUGAUAAUCUGUUGGAUAAAUACGAGUUCAUAAUUGUGCCGACGCUUAACCCCGACGGUUAUGUCUACACUCACACCGUAAACAGAAAAUGGCGUAAAACACGGUCAAAGUCGGGCCUGUGUUUUGGUGCCGACCCUAAUAGAAACUGGGACGCCGCGUUUUGCGAAACGGGUGCCUCGACUGACCCGUGCGAUGAUAAAUACUGCGGCAAAUCAGCCUUUUCUGAACCCGAGACUAAAGCCAUGUCUGAAUUGAUCGCCACUAAGGCCUCCAAUACUGCCGGCUAUUUCUCAAUUCACUGCUUCGGUCAGCUGUUUAUGUAUCCGUGGGGUCAUAAAGCGGGUAAUCCACCCAAUUAUGCCCAAUUGGAUAAGUUGGCUCAUUUGGGUGUCGAUGCUAUUAAAGCGACAAAUAAUGUCACAUAUACUCCUGGUGGAAUUUCCAAAACUAUUUUUUACGACAAGCUUAAAAUUCAAAUGGCAUUUGCGAUUGAGCUACGACCGGACCGAUCCCACCCUGAUGGAUUCAUAUUGGAUCCCAAGUUUAUCAAACCAGUCUCUACUGAGGCCUGGAAUGGACUCCGCGCUGUCAUCGAGAAUCUUGAUAAAUAAUUAAUGUGCUUUUUCAAUAUAAUUAUUAAACUUUUAAUUAUAUUUAAAUAUUGAUUCUAGAAUAAUAGUCGCAAUUAUAAAAGACA